CAGGUGGGAGAAUAAAGAGCCAGAAGGAGAGUUAUGGGGCCCAAGGCCAGGGUGGGGGCACCCCGGGUUCACGCUCCCCAGCCACGCACAACCCUCGGCGCCUGUGUCUUUAGCGGGAAGACCGUGGAAUCUGCUGCUCAGGAAUGGUCCCAGUGACUGUGGCCCCUGAAGGGCGGAGAGUGAAGCUGAGCAACCCGCUGGGGAAGCGAGGUGUCCACAGGUGCUACUAGCCUGUGUCAAGAAGUAAGCAUGUGGAGGACUGACUGACUUGGGAAAAAAGUCUGUUCAUAUCAUUAGGUCAUUCGGGCUGUGCAGGUCACUCUCCACCCAGAAGCAUGUGCUGACUUCUACCUUAAAAGGUCAGCAUCUGGGCAUGUCGCCCAGUGGGCGGCCGUGGGCCUUCCUCUGGGAGAGCUGAAGCCCUGAAUGAGGGGUGGGGAGGGGCGGCUAGAAUCUUCUGGGUCUCCGUGGUGGAAUAGCUGGGAUGGUCAUGUCACCAUUCCCACAUCGUGGGUUGCUUGGUGAGUAUUAGAUGAGGCCGUGCCAAGGGAUGCUCAUAACAAGGCCAGUGUUCCCUGCUCAGAGCCCGGGAGCUCUGCCUUCCGCAGGUACUGCCCAGGCGCCCUGCUCAGUGCUGGGCCAGUGGACAGAGGCCGCAUUGACCUUCCUGUCACCAAAGUGCCCCUUGUCCAGCUCAGUGUUUAUCGUGUGUGGUGGCGGCAUCCUGCUCUGUGUUCAUGAAUCAUCUGCCCCGCCCCACCCCCCAGAACCACAGGCCAGGAAGUCAGGGCUUCUUAAUCCACUCUGACACGCCAUGUCCCGGCCUCAGAAACGGUGCCUGGCUUGUGGUGCGCUUCGCAAAUACUGGGUAAGGGAAACUUCUGGACUAGAACGGAGGUCAGACAGACCUCAAAUAAGAACUUGCACAUUGUUAGAAUGACUUUGAAGGAACAAAACGGCGUCAUGCAAGAGAGGAGGGACUGUGUUGCCCAGCAGGGUCACAGGAGGGAGGCUAAGGGAACAGUGUUGCCUGGCCAGGCUGCCCCUCCUGAAAGGUCAUGGAUCCUGCUGGAACCCACAGCUCGCUGCUGGGGGAGGGGGAGGGGUGUUUGCCCGUUGCCAGGCACCCGGGUUCUAUCCGGGCAUUUGGCGCCGCCAUGCCGCUCGCACCGUCCUUCCUGCUACUGCUGCCGCUGCUGGCCAUGCCGGCUCCCUCCCAGGCCUGGUCUCGGCCCCUGUGGUACCAGGUGGGGCUGGACCUUCAGCCCUGGGGAUGCCAGCCCAACAGCCUGGAAGGUUGCGGGGGUAGCCUGGGCUGUGCCGGUCACUGGAUGGGCCUGGGGAUGAACCGCCUCUACCCCGUGGCUGGGGUCACCAUCACCACCACCAUGAUGCUGAUGAUGGGCCGCGCGGUGCUGCAGCGGCGGCGCUCCCAGGCCACCAAGUCCGAGCAUCCACAGGUGACCACUAGCCCGAGUGGACCCUGGAAACGGCGGACCCCCAUCUCAGACCGCGCCCUGCUGCUUGGGGUCCUGCACAUGCUGGAUUCCCUCCUGGUCCAUAUUGAGGGACACCUGCAGCGUAUAUCCACCCAACAGAAGACCUCAAUAAAGGGGAUAUCUGCCCAGAGUGGGUGACCCAA
Molecule: messenger RNA, 1642 nt
Organism: Neogale vison (American mink)
Lineage: Eukaryota; Metazoa; Chordata; Mammalia; Carnivora; Mustelidae
Gene: TMEM89
Product: transmembrane protein 89
Exons: 2
Coding region: 1059-1637 (192 amino acids)
Source: RefSeq, a predicted model, not a curated record